Molecule: messenger RNA, 1041 nt
Organism: Colletotrichum orchidophilum
Lineage: Eukaryota; Fungi; Ascomycota; Sordariomycetes; Glomerellales; Glomerellaceae
Exons: 1
Coding region: 1-1041 (346 amino acids)
Source: RefSeq, a predicted model, not a curated record
AUGGCGCCAAAAGUGAAGGCUGUCAAAUCCAAAGCGGCGCUCAGAGCGGCGCCCAAGACGGCACUGGGUACGCCGCCGAAACCCUUCAAGAAACCCGCAGAGGUCCUUCAACCCUUUUUCGAGACGCUCUCGCCAAAGCAUAUCUACAUCACCCACAUCGAUUCUAAGCCCAAGGAAUUCAAGAAGAAGAUUUUCCUCGUGCCAGUCGGCAUGAACCUGGCCGUUGCCGCGCUCUUCGUCUUACGCAUGUACUGGAUUCUCCCAUACUACUUCAAAUUUAUCCAGUCCGCCAUGGGCUAUCCCAAUGAGACGACCUUCCCCACUGCCGACUCGACCUGGGGACAGUUGAUAUGGGAGAUUGCCAAGCGAGGCGGCUCCCUUACGCUGGAUCUCAUGCUCUUCAUCUUUGUCUGGCCGUGGCCCAUUGAGUUCGUCUUCGGCCAGUCGUACAGCAAUCCAGUCAGUUGGCGAUGGAAGGUCGGUUUCCGCGACAAGGAAAUCUACGUCCGACGCAGCCGAGAGUGGGACCAGCAGCUGGGCGACAUCUUCAAAGACGAGGAGCGGAACGAGGCGCUGCAGCAGGUCAUCCGGCAAGCUUGCUCGCCCCUCCUCCUACAGGAAAAGACUGGCUACCUCACCAUGACGGGACAGUGGGAUCUCGACUGGCAGGCCAUGAUUGACGCGCACACUCUGGUGGAUCGCAAGGACGUCGCGCUGGAUGCCUUCGGGCGUUUAGUGUUGGUGUACCACGAAGAUUACGGCUGGAUGUCAGUAGAGGAAGAAGGUGUGAAUGCAAAGGAAGACGACAGGCGGAGACAGGUGUUCCAGUUCAGGGAUGCCCUCAACGCAAUUGGCAAGGAGAACCUCUUUUUCCGAUGGAUCGAGAUCGUGCAGUUUGAGUCCUCGCAACCUGGUGGGUUUGGCCCUGAGAAGCAGGUCGAGGUGGCCAAGCAAAUCCGGGAUCUGUUCCAAAAGGAGGGUGUGGAUUUUGACCAGGUGUGGUAUGACGCUGUGGGAUCGGAUGGGUUGAGUGGUAUGUGA